AUGAUAGAAUUGACUGAAAAGGUACUUCCUAUGCACAAAGAACCAAGAGAUCUUGCGAUUUCAAGAAAAAAUAAGUGGAACAUACCAUUGAUUAUCGUUGGUAUAAUUAGCGUCCUUCUUUUCUUCCUGUCAAAUAAAUCGAAUGUAUUAAGUUUAUUAAAUCCACCAUCUCCAGAUGAUCCUCACAAUCCUGAUUCUUUAUGUCCUAUAGUAGAAAAGGUCGAUCCAUUGAAAUAUUUAUACAACAACGAUACUUUGCAAAGGAUAUUGCAUGAUAACAACUUUAAAAAUGAAUCGCUUAAAAAGUUGGUCGACUCGAUCAGGAUCCCCACAGAAGUAUAUGAUGAUAUGAUUAAUCCCAGUUCUGCCGAAACGUAUGAAAAACUUUAUGAAUUGGAACCUAGAUGGAAGAAGUUCGAAGAAUUUCAUACAUUUUUGAAGAAAGCGUUUCCUGAAGUCCAUCAGAAAUUAAAGGUUGAAACUGUCAAUAAAUUUGGUCUCGUAUAUACAUGGGAGGGUUCGUCAGAUAAAAAGCCAAUCAUGCUUGCAGCUCAUAUGGACGUUGUUCCAGUAGACCCGAAAACAAUGAACCAAUGGACGUAUCCACCGUUUGAUGGUGUGUACGAUGGGGAGUAUUUGUACGGCCGUGGUGUAUCCGAUUGUAAAAACUUGUUAAUAGGUUUAUUAGAGACGAUUGAAUUACUCCUUAGUGAAGAUAAAUUUGACCCUGAGAGGACUAUAAUUUUAGCUUUUGGUUACGACGAAGAGUCUUCUGGGUCGGGAGCUCAUGAGAUUUACAAGCAUAUAGAGAAAAAAUACGGCCGUGAUUCGAUAUAUGCUAUUAUAGAUGAAGGGACACAAGGAUAUGAGACUAUAGAGGGAAGGAAGUUCAUCUUGCCAGCGACCGGGGAAAAGGGUUAUGUAGAUUCUGUAAUUGACCUAUUCACCCCCGGAGGACAUUCCUCAGUUCCACCAGAACAUACACUGAUUGGUAUUUUAGCCAAGCUAAUCUCCGAUAUCGAAGAUGAACAAUUCACGAGUAUUAUAACUAAUGCAAAUCCUGUUUUGAACCAAUUGCAGUGCAUUGCAGAACAUUCUUCAACGGUCGACAAAACUUUAAGAAAAAACAUAUUGAAAUCUCAUCUCGACGUAGAUGCAAAUAAAGAGGUAUUGAAGUACUUGUCUAAAGAUCCGGCGACAAAAUAUUUAGUUACCACUUCUCAGGCGGUUGACAUGGUUCAGGGCGGAACCAAAUCAAAUGCUUUGCCAGAGCAUGCAUCAGUUUUAGUCAAUCACCGUAUAGCACUCGAAGAAUCUGUGGAAGUAACUACUGAUAAAGUUUUACAUCAUAUCAAGAAUAUUGCAGAAAGGUUUGACUUGGGUAUAAUUUUUAACGGAGAGGAAAUUAAGAAAUUUACUCCAAAAGGUUAUUUUAAUUAUUCGUUAGUCGGUCUGCUUGAGCCUGCGCCAAUAACACCUAUAAAUAACAAAAUUUGGAACACAUUUGGAGGGUCGUUGAGAUAUUUAUAUGAGGAGUUAGCAUCUCUGGACAUAAAUGAAACAUUCAUAGUAUCACCUUUCAUUAGUACUGGUAAUACGGAUACGAAGUCUUAUUGGAAUUUAACUAGAAAUAUUUUUAGGUAUACUCCUGGAAUUUCAAUAUCUGAUAAUAUUCAUUCGAUAGAUGAAAAAUUAAUAGUUGAUGGUCAUUUUCACAUUAUUGCCUUUUAUUAUUAUUAUUUGCAAGUUGUUGAUAAGUUGGAUGAUGAUUUGCUUUAG
Debaryomyces hansenii CBS767 is the source of this 1779-nucleotide messenger RNA. RefSeq lists its product as uncharacterized. Lineage: Eukaryota; Fungi; Ascomycota; Pichiomycetes; Serinales; Debaryomycetaceae. Gene Ontology annotation, molecular function: metallocarboxypeptidase activity. Gene Ontology annotation, cellular component: fungal-type vacuole lumen. The coding region runs from base 1 to 1779 and encodes 592 amino acids. The transcript has a single exon. The record is from RefSeq and is a predicted model, not a curated record.